Molecule: messenger RNA, 1026 nt
Organism: Dermacentor silvarum
Lineage: Eukaryota; Metazoa; Arthropoda; Arachnida; Ixodida; Ixodidae
Exons: 1
Coding region: 1-1026 (341 amino acids)
Molecular function (GO): nucleic acid binding; zinc ion binding
Source: RefSeq, a predicted model, not a curated record
AUGACGGGUUCCGUAGGAGCGGCUUCAGCGGCCAUGUCUGGCCGCGGUAACAGGGCUACUGAAGAGGAAAGUACAUAUCCGGUUGUUUUGCCAGGACUUCCUACAGGGCGUUUCGUUGUGAAUACUGUUUUUUUGCACGCUGAUAUCAGGGCCCGCCCGUAUCGGGUCGAGGAUUUCCGGGACACGUUAUCUCAGCAUGAGCUGCUCGCCGAUGUUGUCGCCCUGGGGGCGUAUCGGAUGAGCCACGUCUGGGCCGUUACUCUCAAGGAUUCUGAAGCAGUAACGAAGAUUGUCAGCGUUGGUGAGCUGCUGGUGAAAGGUAACCGCUGCCUGGUGAUUGAUCCGGCGAACCAGGACGUGCGACUCAAGCUUCACUGGCUGCUGCACAACGUGCCGGACGAAGACGUACGCGCCGCCUUUGCGCCAUACGGAAAAGUUACCGAAGUUUCCCGGGAGCGUUGGCGUGUGCGGGGUGUGUCAGAGAAGGGCUCUACAACGAGGCUCGUCACACUGAAAUUGAAAGCUGGCGUGAAACUCGACGACUUGCCGCACCAGCUCAACGUUAGCGGUGAGUUGGCGCUCGUCGUCGUACCAGGCAGGCCUCCGUUAUGCCUUCGCUGUCGGAAUACGGCCCACAUCCGUAAAGAUUGUCGGGUCCCACGUUGCGGAGCCUGCCGACGGUUCGGCCACGAAGACGGCCAAUGUGCCCGCACUUAUGCGAGCAUCGCUGGCCCCGGGACUAGUGAAGACUCGUCUGAGCUGCUAAUGGACGAGGCGGAUGCGGAGGAAGCGGCCCGUGAAACUGGGCAACCAGCGACUCGGGAUGGGCCUACGUUGACGCCGCUGACAAAGCAUAGUGCGACGACGUCCAAUGCAGUAGCGGCGGCCGUAGAAGUGCAACGUGAGGUUCAGCCGGAAUCCGAAGGCAAGCUAGAGGAUACGACGACAGUUUCAGCGAAACUCCCGACAACGUGGAGCCUAGGAACCCUGAGACCAUGGAUUUCAGCCAGGAGGCUGCCGCCCUGA